Messenger RNA from Hemiscyllium ocellatum (epaulette shark), 2945 nucleotides. It is a transcript of the gene stip1, whose product is annotated as stress-induced phosphoprotein 1. The record is from RefSeq and is a predicted model, not a curated record. Gene Ontology annotation, molecular function: Hsp90 protein binding. Lineage: Eukaryota; Metazoa; Chordata; Chondrichthyes; Orectolobiformes; Hemiscylliidae. Bases 70 to 1701 code for a protein of 543 amino acids. The transcript is spliced from 14 exons.
GGGGGCGGGAUUUCCGGCGCGAGUUCUGGUAAGUUCGAGAAGGCGCAUGGUGAGCUGGUCGAACUGCUGAUGGAUCAGGCAAAGAUCAAUGAACUUAAAGAGAAGGGCAAUCAAGCCCUGAGCGCUGGGAAGAUAGAUGAUGCCAUCAUAUGUUACAGUGAAGCCAUUAAGCUGGACCCCAAGAACCAUGUACUUUACAGCAACCGAUCUGCUGCCUAUGCAAAAAAGGGGGAGUAUCAAAAAGCCUAUGAAGAUGGAAGCAAAACUGUUGAGAUUAAACCAGAUUGGGGCAAGGGUUACUCGAGGAAGGCUGCAGCCUUGGAAUUCCUUAAUCGUUUUGAAGAAGCAAAGAAAACCUAUGAGGAGGGUCUGAAACACGAACCAGGAAACACACAGCUGAAAGAUGGAUUGCAAAAAGUGGAUGCCAAACUAGCAGAAAAGAAGUUCAUGAAUCCAUUUGCUUCUCCAAAUCUGUACCAGAAGCUGGAGAAUGACCCCAGGACAAGGGCGUUGCUAAGUGACCCUAGCUACAGGGAAAUGAUUGAGCAGCUGAAAAACAAACCUUCUGAUUUAGCCACGAGACUGCAAGAUCCUAGAAUUAUGACGACUUUAAGUGUUCUGCUUGGAAUUGACCUUCAAGGAGCAGAGGAGGAAGAGGAAGAGACUCCAGCUCCACCUCCACCGAAGAAGGAAACCAAACCCGAGCCAAUGGAGGAGGAACUCCCUGAAAAUAAAAAAAAGGCAUUGAAAGAGAAGGAAUUGGGCAACAAUGCCUAUAAGAAGAAAGACUUUGAAACGGCGUUAAAGCAUUACGAGCAGGCUGCUGAGCUUGACCCUACGAGUAUGACCUAUUUAACCAACAAAGCAGCUGUGUACUUUGAACAAAAUGAAUUUGAGAAAUGCCGCGAAAUCUGUGAAAAAGCCAUUGAAGUAGGACGGGAAAAUCGUGAAGAUUACAGGCAAAUUGCAAAGGCAUACGCACGAAUUGGAAACUCCUACUUCAAGGAAGAAAAGUACAAAGAUGCUGUUCACUUCUACAACAAGUCUCUUGCAGAGCAUAGGACUCCUGACGUCUUAAAGAAAUGUCAGCAAGCUGAAAAGAUCCUAAAGGAUGCAGAGCGAGCAGCUUACAUCAAUCCUGAGCUUGCCCUUGAAGAAAAGAAUAAAGGCAAUGAAUUCUUCCAGAAAGGUGAUUACCCACAGGCAAUGAAACAUUACUCAGAAGCAAUUAAACGCAAUCCUACUGAUGCUAAACUCUACAGUAAUCGAGCUGCAUGCUAUACCAAACUCUUAGAAUUCCCACUGGCUCUGAAGGACUGUGAAGACUGUAUCCGCCUUGAUCCCACAUUUCUUAAGGGUUACACAAGAAAAGGAGCAGCCCUUGAGGCAUUGAAGGAUUUCUCCAAAGCCAUGGAUGUUUAUCAGAAAGCGCUUGAGCUGGACUCUAAUUCCAAGGAAGCUUCUGAAGGUUAUCAGCGCUGCCUUAUGAUGCAAUAUAACCGGAACGACACUCCAGAGGAGGUAAAGCGCCGUGCCAUGGGUGAUCCAGAGGUGCAGCAGAUAAUGAGUGACCCUGCAAUGAGGUUGAUCUUGGAGCAGAUGCAGAAAGAUCCUCAGGCACUAAGCGACCAUUUGAAGAAUCCUGUUAUAGCCCAGAAGAUUCAAAAACUCAUCGAUGUAGGUCUCAUCGCAAUCCGGUGAUGACUCAAGAUUUCAGCAGAGAUGAAGCUAGGACAGUGACAGGAAAAAGCCCUCUGGGGAUUUAAGGGAGGGAGGGAAACCGGAGGAAAAAGACAUAAUUAAAGCAGCCAAAAUAAAAAGUGUACAGCAUCUCACAUUUGUUUUUAUUUGUGACAUCUGAUUAUUUUGUGACCUAAUGAUAUUUAGCGCAAUCUUGGUGCAAACCUAUAGCCUGUGCACUUCAGUAAUUUUAUUGUUUUUAAAAUGACAAUAUGAAAGGUGCAUCUCUGCUGUUGUUAUAACCUUGCAGUAAAUGUAGAGAUGAAGGGGUUUUCACAUUUUGCAGUUUAUUGCAUGUGAAGAGUUGCAUUAAAGUGUUGUAUCCAAUUAUCUGUGCAUCUCUUGUCUUGUUCUGUUUGCUGUACAUUUUACAAUUUACAGACAUGUGUGCAUAUAUGUAAUGUGUGGUAUGUUUUGUGUAAUCCUCUUCAUCAUUUGGUUGUCUUUUUGACUGUAUGGUCUCUCCUUUCUCUGAAUUUUCAUAGUGCCUGUACUUUAACACCAUUUCUCACAUGCAGUUGCCUGGGUAACCAGCAAGUUCUAAUUGUACACAACUACCAUUUUGUUUGGGUUUUUAUUAACCAGUGCUUGCCUCCAUCUGCCUAAAAUGGGAACUGUGUUCCGAUCAUCUACUGAUCGUCAUAUUCUAGUUUUGAAAUGUUCAGGCAUUUUGUGUUCCCCAAAAUGUUUUCUCGCCUUCUAAAGAUGGCGGUUUUCCUGAGCUCUUUCCCACAGAUACCUUAAGAUUUUACCUUGUGAUCAUUCUUUGAAAGCUUGGAAGUGAGUUUGGACAUCAGGAUACAAGAGAGAGUGGACUCCCUGUCCUUUAAAUGAGUGGAGGUGAAUUUGAGUGGUAGCACUUUCAUGUUUAAUUGAAUAUUUUGAAAUGCUCACACUUCCUAAAUCUAAGGGGAACUCCAUCUGAAUUUGUGACAUUCUUCUUAACUCUGAUUUGGAAGGAGUUAUCAACAUUGCAGUUGGUGCUGCUUCAUCUCCCUUGUUCCUGUUUUUCUUUGGCUAAGUUUAAACAGCUGAAUCCACAAGAGACAGUGUGAUCUCAAAUACUGGUGUGAAUGGGGUUCCUUGUUUUUAAUAAGGUGAAUAUUCUAGAUGCUGUCUUCCAGAAACCUUACUCUAAGCACAGGAUAAAUGAAACUGUACCUACUGUUUGUUAAGAAUUGUGUAAAUAAAAUACCGGCAACAUC